CCGCGCAGUCCGCCGUCCGCGGCGCGUCGCAGCAUGGCCGGCCUGGGGCGUACGGGUCCGGGGCCGCGCGCUGCGAUGCCCGCCUGGAAGCGCGAGGUCCUGGAGCGGAAGCGGGCCAAGCUGGCCGCGCUGGGCGGCGGGGCGGCGGAGCGCACGGGCGCGGCCGAGCCGUGCGUGCUGGCCGAGAGCCUGGGCCCGCUGCGCGAGAACCCGUUCAUGCGGCUGGAGUCGGAGCGCCGGCGCGGCGCGGCGGGGGCGCGGCCGCUGCUGGAGCGCUACCGCCGAGUGCCGGGCGUGCGCACCAUCCGCGCCGACAACAUCAUCAUCAUCGAGACGGCGCCCGACUGCCCGCCCGCCCCGCCGCCUGGCGGGGCCGCCCGCAUCCGCGCCGCCGAGGUGCUGGUGUACGAGGCGCCGCCGCCUCCCGGACGCGUCAGCCGCCUGCUGGAGAAGUUCGACCCGCCGGCCGCGCCGCGCCGCCGCGGGAGCGCCGAGCGCGCGCGUCCCCCGCCGCCGCCUCCCGCGGCCCGCCCGCACCCGCCUGCCCCGCGUGGGCGAGCGCGCUGCCCCUUCGAGCCGGGGCGCCGCGGCGGCGGGGCCGGCCCUGAGGCCCGGCUGGGCGAUUUCGUACAGAAGACCAGCAGCAACUCCUUCACUGUCCACCCCCGGGGCCUGCACCGCGGCGCGGGCGCGGGCGUCCGCGCGCUCCCCAACGGGCCCGAGGCCCCCGGUCCCCGGGCCGGCCCUGCCAACGGCCUCGCGGGCUCCCUACCUGGGCCGGGCGAGUGUAAGCCAAAGGCGGAGUCGGGGGAGCCCUCCCUCCACGCGCCCCCGUGCCCCCGGACCCCAAGUGCCACUCCAGCCGCGCCCCCUGCCUUCCCCGAGCCCCGUCCUGCCAGUGCCACUCCCAGCCAGCGCCAGUGGGUCUCCGCGGCCACCAGCGCCAACGAUUCCUUCGAGAUACGGCCAGCUCCCAAGCCAGACGUGGAGACCGUCCCCUCGGGGGACCUCCAGGCCCGGGCCCUGGCCAGCCUCCGAGCGAACUCGCGAAACUCUUUUGUGUUCAUCCCCAAGCGCAAGACUUGUGGGGCCCCUUCUCCCGAGGGGAGGCAGUCCGGGGAGCUGCGAAAGGGAGAGGUGGGCUUGGCCUCCCAGAGCCAAAGGCUGGGAGCCCAGCUGGUGCCUGGAGGGGAUGGCGCACCUGCUCUCGGGAAGAGCCCGUUGGGGGUUGAGGAGCAGGGUUGUCCCAGGCCAGCCAUCACUCUCACUGACCCGGCCGUUAGGCGGCAGAGGUCAUCCUCGCCACCCCCGUUCCUGCCGGCCACCGCCGAAGCCGAGCCUGCUGAGGGCUUCAGGGUUCCCGGCUUGGCCAAGAAUGGCCGGGAGCAUGGUAGGCCAGGGCUGCCUGUGACUCUCAUUGAUGAGGUGGACUCAGAGGAGGAAGCGCCCCAAGAAGCCAAACUGCCCUGCUCUGGGGAUGGUGCGCCUCCCCAGUACCACCCACACCCCGCCAGGCCUGGGCACACGUCAGAACUCCAGCACCGAGGCAGCAACACCUUUACAGUGGUGCCCAAGAGGAAGCCAGGGGCCCUGCGGGGGGAGCCCCUGCCACAGGAGGCCGAGGAAGAGGAGGCUGGUUGCCUCUCGGGGCCCCGGGCUGCUCUGGGGUCCACACUGAAGAAGCGCUACCCCACUGUGCAUGAGAUUGAGGUGAUUGGCGGCUACCUGGCCCUGCAGAAGUCCUGUCUCACCAAGGCUGGCUCCUCGAGAAAGAAGAUGAAGAUCUCCUUCAACGACAAGAGCCUGCAGACCACAUUCGAGUACCCUUCCGAGAGCUCCCUGGUGCAGGAGGAAGAGGAGGAAGGGGAGGAAGAGGAAGGGGAGGAGGAGGAGGAGGAGGAUGAGGAGGAGGAGGGUGAAUCCAUCUCAGAGAAGCCCUUCUCGCUGUUCCUGCCCCGGGCCACGUUUGUGAGUGGUGGGGGGCCCGAGAGCCCUCGGCUGCCAGACGGCAGUGCAGGCCUGUCCACCUACACCCCAAAGCACUCUGUGGUGUUUGGCAAGUGGCAGGAGCAGACCCCGGAGCAGGCCCCGAGCGAGGCAGAACCCCCACCCAAGGAGCUCAUGCUUACACCUGCCAGUCAGAACGACCUCACGGACUUCCGAAGUGAGCCUGCCCUCCAUUUCUGACCAGGACGGCCAAGGCUGAGCCCAGUGGGGGCCCCGGGAGCCAGGCCAUGCCCGGGAGCCCCCUACUUUACACCCUGACCCUUGCUGCCCUGCCCCACCCUGACCUCCUGGGUUCUCAUACCCGUGCUGGCCCUGGGAGCAGCCAGAGCUUCUCUUAUCACUGGGGCUGGGUCUCACCCCUGGCCCUGGUUUGGGGGCUCCAAGAAGAGCAGAGGCGGGGGAGGGCCAGGGUCCUGCAGGAUGGUGACCUGUCUGUGACGUGGUGGGGGCCUGAGCAGAUUCUCCACGAGGCUGUUCCAUCCUGCCCGCCAAGCCUGCCUCCCAGGGCAGUGGGGCAUGUCUGGGGUGAAGGCUUGUCCUGGCUGCCUGCUCCUGGCAGGACCCUAAGGCCCUUGUCCCCAGCCACAUUCCCUUCAUGGUGGAGCUCAGCUGCACCCUUUGUGCCUCUGACAACAGACUCAAUAAACAGCACUGACAAGGCCG
Microcebus murinus (gray mouse lemur) is the source of this 2670-nucleotide messenger RNA. RefSeq names its product taperin (gene TPRN). Gene Ontology annotation, biological process: auditory receptor cell stereocilium organization; sensory perception of sound; stereocilium maintenance. Lineage: Eukaryota; Metazoa; Chordata; Mammalia; Primates; Cheirogaleidae. Gene Ontology annotation, cellular component: stereocilium base. Gene Ontology annotation, molecular function: phosphatase binding. The record is from RefSeq and is a predicted model, not a curated record.